AGGACCUGGGCUUACCCCGGAUGAAGACAGCCCAGGCUAGGCAGGUCCUGCUCUCGCUCUGGUGCGGUCUGCUCCAUGCUCAGAACAGCUGGCGGGCACCCUGGCCUGGGCGGUGCCGGGCACCCUGGCCUGGGCGGUGCCCGGGGACGUUUGCCGAGUGAGUGAGGUCUCGGGCAUCCUGUCCCGGCCCCUCUGCUGCAGCCACCCCCCACCCCAUGCCUUCACCGCCCUCCCUGUCUCUCCUGCCCAGGACCUCCCACUCCCGGGCCAAGGCCGAGGCGGCCCUCACCGCGGCUCAGAAGGCCCAGGAGGAAGCGCGCAUCGCCAGGAUCACUGCCAAAGAGUUCUCCCCUUCCUUCCAGCACAGGGAAAACGGGCUCGAGUACCAGCGGCCGAAGCGGCAGCGUUCCAGUGACGACAUCGAGGUCAUCUCCGCCGGGACACCCUUACAGCAGGAGAGCCCAGAGCUGUACCGCAAGGGCACCACCCCCGACGACAGCCCCCUGCAGAGCUUCCCCGCCAGCCCCACGGCCACCCCUCCACCGGCCCCCGCCUCGAGGAACAAGGUGGCCCACUUCUCCCGGCAGGUCUCGGUGGACGAGGAGCGGGGUGGGGACAUCCAGAUGCUCCUGGAGGGCCGGGGAGGGGACUGCGCCCGGAACAGCUGGGGAGAGGAGAAGGCCGGGGGCUCCAGGGGCGUCCGCAGCGGCGCCCUCCGCAGUGGCCAGCCCGCGGAAGCCUUCCGGGGAGCACCAAGCUGCUGGAGCUGGACGAGGAGAAGCUGA
This is a messenger RNA of Aethalodelphis obliquidens (Pacific white-sided dolphin), 785 nucleotides long. Its product is annotated as junctophilin-3-like. Gene Ontology annotation, cellular component: junctional membrane complex; endoplasmic reticulum membrane; plasma membrane. Lineage: Eukaryota; Metazoa; Chordata; Mammalia; Artiodactyla; Delphinidae. The record is from RefSeq and is a predicted model, not a curated record. The transcript is spliced from 3 exons. Gene Ontology annotation, biological process: regulation of synaptic plasticity. The coding region runs from base 216 to 785 and encodes 189 amino acids.